UUACCGUUUAAAAAAGAAGGCGUCCAAACCCCAAAUAUCUUGCCAAAACCCUAAGGAACUAGCUCUCUCUCUCUGUCUCCUUUCUUCUGGUAAAGAACGUACGCCCAUUUCACUUUAAACACACAGUAGCUAUCUUCCUUCAGCUUUGUCUUACGAAGAUGACGACUCCUUCCUUAGACGAUGAAACGUCUAGUAAAGUCCUUCGACAGGUUGAGUUUUACUUCGGUGAUAGUAAUCUUCCAAGAGAUAACUUUCUCAAGAAAUCUAUAAGUGAAAGCGAAGAUGGAUUGGUUAGUUUGGCGUUGAUAUGUUCAUUUACUCGGAUGAGAAAUCAUCUCAAUUUGGGGGAUGUGAAGCCAGACAAUGUCUCUGAAGAUACUGUGAAGGCCGUUGCAGAAACUCUUAGAAAAUCUACUUUGCUAAAGGUUUCUGAGGAUGGGAAAAAGGUCGGUAGGGCUACUGAAUUGAAGAAACCAGAAGAGUUACUAGAGCAGUUGGAUGUAAGAACAAUUGCUGCAUCACCCUUUGAGUAUGACAUUAAGCGUGAAGAUGUGGAGAGUUUCUUUGGACAGUUUGCUAAGGUUAACAGUGUGAGGCUCUCUCGUCAUGUUGCAGAUAAAAGGGCUUUCUGUGGCACGGCUUUGGUUGAGUUUUCAGCAGAGGAAGAUGCAGAAAAGAUAUUAAAUGAAAGCUUGAGUUAUGCAGGUGUUAAGUUGGACCUAAAACCAAAGAAGGAUUUUGACAUAGAAAGGAGUCAAGAGACAGAGAACUUUGAGAACUCUUCUUCCCUCACAGGUUCAACCAUGAAGAAUGGCUCAAAUACUGAAUCAAACUAUCCCAAAGGCUUAAUUGUUGCAUUUGCAUUGAAGAGCAUGUCAGGUGGGGAUUCUGAAGAAAAAAAUGGUAAACAGGAGCCAGCCAAUGAUAAUAUAGGUGUUUCUAAGACUGGUGGAGAUCUUGAUUCAACUGAUAAUGCUAAUGAGCAAACAGAUCAGGUCCCAGAAAAUGUUAACAAAAGUGAAGAAAUCUCCGGGGAUAAUGUUGAUAAGGAAGAUGAGGAAAAGCUUGCUGAUGGUUUGCAGAGUGACGGAAAAGAAACUGAGGAUGGAGAAAAGCCUUCUGGAGCUCCUAAUCUAGAUUCUGAAGAUAAGUCCGCUGCUGUUAUCUACAAAGAUAACAAGGAUGUGGUUUUGCGCGAGGAUCUGAAGGGUGUCUUCCAAAAGUUCGGCACUGUUAAGUUCAUUGAUUUUAAGAUUGGAGAAGAGUCUGGAUACAUCCGGUUUGAAGAUCCUGAAGCAGCUCAGAAAGCCCGUGCUGCUGCUGUCCUCUCUGAACAGGGGGGUCUGAUUGUCAAGAAUUAUAUUGCCACUUUAGAACCAGUCUCUGGUGAGGCUGAAAAGGAGUACUGGAGCCUACUCCGCGGUAAUCAAGAAAAAUCCCGUGGAAACAAAGGUUCCCGUGGAAGGGGAGGUAGACACCAAAGAGGUGGGAAACACUCUCGCUCAAGAGAUAAUGACACCGCAACAGGUCGCCCAUAUAAAGCUCAAAAAGUUUGAUCCACAUGGGAGUUUUCUGUAAACCCUUAAAAUCUGUUUAUGGAUAAAUUUUGUGACACCUUAAGAGAUUUUAGGCGAAAUGAGUACAAUGUCGAUUCUGGUUCAAUGGGAUCUGAUCACCAUAGAACGAUAACUUGUAAUUUUUUUUUUUUUUUUCUUCUUUCUGCCAAUGUGACUUAAAAGAAAAUUUAAUGAUAUAUUUCUUUUUUUGCAA
Messenger RNA from Ziziphus jujuba (common jujube), 1770 nucleotides. RefSeq names its product la protein 1. The record is from RefSeq and is a predicted model, not a curated record. Gene Ontology annotation, cellular component: nucleus. Gene Ontology annotation, molecular function: mRNA binding. The transcript is spliced from 10 exons. The coding region runs from base 159 to 1556 and encodes 465 amino acids. NCBI's taxonomy places the organism in Eukaryota, Viridiplantae, Streptophyta, Magnoliopsida, Rosales, Rhamnaceae. Gene Ontology annotation, biological process: RNA processing.